GCUAGCCGGCUGGGCUAGUGUGAGCCAGUGCGUGAGGGCGCGGGGGGCCGUGUCAGCGCGACGCAGAGCGCAGCCGCCACCACCAAACGGACAUGUUGGAGCCCCGCGCUGCCGCUGCCUCCCAGCUCUCCUCCAGCUCACAGAACUGAGCAGGGGCCCGCCGCCUCUGUCUGCGCUCGACCGGCCCAGCCUCGCCGCCUCGGCCGCAGCCCCUUCCUGCUCGGCCUUCGCCGCUUGUCGCCUCCCGUCCUCCUCCCCCCCACGCCCUAGGGCCCUGCCGGCUCCCGGCCCUACUCAGCCGCGGCGCGAGGUCUAUGUGACCGGCGGGCCCGGAGCAGCCGCCGCCGCAACGCGAACAUGGACGCCGUCAACGCCUUCAACCAGGAGCUCUUCUCACUUAUGGAUAUGAAACCACCCAUCUCUAGAGCCAAGAUGAUUCUUAUUACUAAAGCUGCUAUUAAAGCUAUUAAGCUUUAUAAGCAUGUUGUUCAAAUAGUAGAAAAGUUCAUCAAAAAGUGUAAGCCAGAGUACAAGGUUCCAGGCCUGUAUGUCAUUGACUCCAUCGUGAGACAGUCUCGGCACCAGUUUGGAACUGAUAAAGAUGUUUUUGGGCCAAGAUUCUCUAAGAAUAUAACUGCUACAUUCCAGUAUUUAUAUCUUUGUCCAUCUGAAGAUAAGAGUAAAAUAGUUCGUGUGCUAAAUCUUUGGCAAAAAAACGGAGUGUUCAAAAUUGAAAUCAUUCAGCCGCUUUUGGACAUGGCAGCAGGAACCAGCAAUGCUGCUCCAGGAGCAGAAAAUGUCACCAACAAUGAAGGCUCACCUCCACCCCCAGUAAAAGUCUCUUCUGAACUUCCACAAGCUCCCACAAACUCCAUGCCUGCUGUCCCACAGCUGCCCAGCUCCGAUGCCUUUGCUGCCGUGGCUCAACUGUUUCAGACAACUCAAGGCCAGCAGCUUCAGCAGAUCCUUCAGACUUUUCAACAACCUCCAAAACCACAGUCUCCCGCCCUUGACAGUGCUGUGAUGGCUCAGGUUCAGGCUAUCACAGCUCAGUUAAAGACAGCUCCUACACAACCACCUGAGCAAAAAACUGCAUUUGACAAGAAGCUGCUUGACAGAUUUGAUUAUGAUGAUGAGCCAGAAGCUGUGGAAGACUCGAAGAAAGAGGAUGCUGUCGCCGUUGCCACCACAGCCCUUGCCACGGCUGCACCUCCUGUGCCCGCUGCAGCCACACCUGCUGUUGCUCCUGCUGUGCCUGCGUCCUCUGCUACCUCUCCCCCUCCUCCACAGGCGCCAUUUGGGUACCCUGGAGACGGCAUGCAGCAGCCAGCGUACACACAGCAUCAAAAUGUGGACCAGUUUCAACCUCGAAUGAUGGCACUGCAGCAGGAUAGCAUGCAGCAUCAGGUCCCACUUCCUCCUAACGGACAGAUGCCAGGAUUUGGGCUUCUCUCUGCACCACCUCCAUUUCCUCCCAUGCCUCAGCCCGGGAUGCCCCAGCCCGGGAUGCCUCAGCCCGGGAUGCCUCAGCCUGGGUUGUCUCAGCCUGGGUUGCCCCAGCCCGGGAUGCCUCAGCCCGGGAUGCCUCAGCCCGGGAUGCCCCAGCCCGGGAUGCCCCAGCCUGGGUUGCCUCAGCCUGGGUUGCCCCAGCCCGGGAUGCCUCAGCCCGGGAUGCCCCAGCCCGGGAUGCCCCAGCCCGGGAUGCCCCAGCCUGGAAUGCCUCCAACUCCACCAGUACAGCCAACUUUCCAACCUACUUUUCAACCACAAAAUGAACCCCAUUCACAAAAGCCACAUCAGCAGGAAAUGGAAGUAGAGCAGCCUUGUGUCACAGAGGUUAAGCGGCAUGUGCCUGAGAGCAGAAAGUCGAGAUCCAGGUCACCAAAAAGAAGAAGAUCUAGGUCUGGCUCUAGGUCUCGGAGAUCCCGCCACCGUCGGUCUCGGUCCCGGUCCAGGGAUAGGCGCCGGCACUCGCCUCGCUCUCGCUCUCAAGAAAGACGGGAUCGAGAAAAAGAGAGGGAGCGGCGGCAGAAAGGCCUCCCUCAGAUCAAGUCAGAGACUGCAAGUGUUUGCAGCACCACACUGUGGGUGGGACAGCUGGACAAAAGGACUACUCAGCAGGAUGUUGCCAGUCUCUUAGAAGAGUUUGGUCCAAUUGAAUCAAUUAACAUGAUUCCUCCCAGGGGCUGCGCCUACAUAGUUAUGGUUCAUAGGCAAGACGCAUACCGUGCCCUGCAGAAACUGAGCCGAGGAAACUAUAAAGUGAACCAGAAAUCCAUAAAGAUUGCCUGGGCCUUAAACAAAGGAAUAAAGGCGGAUUUUAAACAGUAUUGGGAUGUUGAACUUGGUGUUACUUACAUUCCAUGGGACAAAGUCAAAGCUGAGGAGCUGGAGAGUUUCUGUGAAGGAGGCAUGUUGGACAGUGACACACUUAACCCAGAUUGGAAAGGCAUCCCCAAAAAGCCUGAAAAUGAAGUUGCCCAAAAUGGAGGUGCAGAAGCCUCCCACACAGAGCCAGUGUCCCCCAUCCCUAAGCCUGUGCCCGUGCCUGUGCCUGCCCUUCCUGUUCCUGCGCCUAUAACAGUACCACCUCCACAGGUCCCACCGCAUCAGCCGGGCCCUCCUGUCGUUGGUGCUCUCCAGCCGCCUGCUUUCACUCCUCCCUUAGGGAUCCCCCCUCCAGGCUUUGGCCCUGGUGUUCCUCCUCCUCCUCCUCCUCCACCACCAUUUUUGCGUCCAGGAUUCAACCCAAUGCAUUUACCACCAGGUUUUCUUCCUCCUGGACCCCCACCUCCUAUAACUCCACCAGUAUCCAUUCCUCCACCUCACACUCCACCAAUAAGCAUCCCAAACUUGGUGUCUGGGGCUAGAGGAAAUGCCGAGUCUGCUGACAGUGCGAAAAUGUAUGGUUCUGCUGGGCCACCUGCUGCACCCACGAGUCUGCCCACCCCUCCUGUAACCCAGCCUGUUUCACUGCUUGGCACUCAAGGAGUUGCACCUGGUCCUGUGAUUGGGCUCCAGGCACCCUCUACCGGUCUUCUCGGUGCCAGACCCGGCCUGAUCCCACUCCAGCGCCCCCCAGGAAUGCCUCCACCACACUUGCAACGGUUCCCUAUGAUGCCACCUCGGCCCAUGCCACCUCACAUGAUGCACAGGGGUCCGCCACCAGGACCAGGGGGCUUUGCUAUGCCUCCACCUCAUGGAAUGAAAGGGCCUUUCCCACCACAUGGCCCCUUUGUUAGGCCUGGUGGAAUGCCAGGGCUUGGGGGCCCAGGCCCAGGCCCAGGAGGAUCAGAAGACAGAGAUGGAAGGCAACAGCAACCGCAGCAGCAGCAGCAGCAACAGCAGCAGCAGCAGCAGCAGCAGCAGCAGCAGCAGCAGCAACCACCACCACAGCAGUCACAGACACAGCAGCAGCCAGCGCCAUCCCAGCAGCCAGCGCCAGCUCAGCAGCAGCCACAGCAGUUUAGAAAUGAUAACAGGCAGCAGUUCAACUCAGGUAGAGACCAAGAAAGGUUUGGAAGAAGAUCUUUUGGAAGUAGGGUGGAAAAUGACCGGGAGCGGUAUGGGAGCCGUAGUGAUGAGAGAGAUAAUAGCAACCGUGAAAGGAGAGAGUGGGGAAGGAGGAGCCCUGAGCGGGACAGACACAGAGACUUGGAAGAGAGAAGUAGACGCUCUAGUGGGCAUCGGGACAGAGACAGGGAUUCUAGAGAUAGAGAGUCCCGUAGAGAGAAGGAAGAAAGUAGAGGAAAGGAGAAGCACGAGGUGGCAGACAGGGCAGGUGGUAACAAAGCUGUCGAAGCUCCCCUUAGCCAAGUGGGAAACACAGACACUGUUUCAGAACUUAAUAAGGGGGAGGCCAUGGCCACAGUGGUAAAACCUGAAGAGUCACCUGCUGAGGCUACCUCAUCCGUUGAACCUGAGAAGGAUUCUGGCUCAGCAGCAGAGGCUCCUCGCUAGAGACUGGAUUUGACAGAAUGUGACAGUGACACUUGGGUGUAGAACGUGAGGUGUACAGAUGCUGUAUAAUAUUCGCUCCUGCUACAUCACUCCACAGUAGUUGGUGGGGAUUGUGAGCAAUUUGAUUGCUUUCCUUCUAUUUAAAAAUAGCCACAAAAUAACAAAAAAUACUGAAGAUAUAUUACCCCUUUUUUUGCUGUAACUUUUUAAAAGUUUUGACUUUUAAAAGUUUACAAAUCCUAAUUAGAAGUGCUCUCUAUUUUUUUUUUUUAAUUUAAGAAAAGGUAACGGUGAAAAGCUCCUCAAACAAUAGGGAUGUUUUUAAUAAACUCUAUUUUCGUAAC
Molecule: messenger RNA, 4304 nt
Organism: Rattus norvegicus (Norway rat)
Lineage: Eukaryota; Metazoa; Chordata; Mammalia; Rodentia; Muridae
Gene: Scaf4
Product: SR-related CTD-associated factor 4
Biological process (GO): mRNA processing
Cellular component (GO): nucleus
Molecular function (GO): nucleic acid binding; RNA binding
Source: RefSeq, marked validated